UUCAGAGGCACUUCCGCAUUUCGUCGACUUCUUUUACCUUACUUAAGUGAUAUGCAUUUCAGUCAUCCUCAUCCAUUGAUUUCCUUUCUAGAUGAGAUGGAAGUGGAUGCAUUUACUGAUAACUAUCAUUCUUGUAAAAUUUGUGGUUUGCCAAUUCUAUCUGCUCCCUCCUACACUUGCACCUUCGCUGCUUGUGAUUUUUUUCUGCACGAAUCUUGUGCGCACCUCCAACAAGAAUUCAUCCAUCCCAAUCAUCAUCAAUACCACACCUUUUGUCUCCAAGUAGGAAGUCCAAAUUUCUUCUACAAAUGUGAUAAGUGCGGUCUCGAAAUGCAUCCUUUGGAUGCCGCAUUGGAUGGUGUUGAGAUCAAAAGCAAACACAAGAGCCAUCUACUUCACCCUCUCGUGGCUCACCGUAGACAGAUUUUGACUCGUUGUGAUGCGUGUGGGGAGAGACAAGAUGGUUUCUUCUUCUCCUGCCAACAAUGUAAUUUUUGGAUUCAUCAAGACUGCACCAUACUACCUACCACUCUCAAGCUCCUCUCUAAUCCUUGGCCUUUCCUUCUCGUAUAUUCUAUUCAUGCUAUUUCCCGAUUAUACUGCAUCGUUUGCCUCGAAUCCUUGCUUCCUACCCAUAAUGCCAUCUAUUUGUGUCCCCAAACCUUGGAAUUUUCUCAUGUCAGAUGUGGACUCGAGAAUAUUCAAUCCAAAACAAGACUGGAGUUGAUCCAACUGCCGGGCGACGAGUUUGACACAUUUCCAAGUUUGGAGAUCCGUACAUACUCCCAGGAUCCUAGUCAUGAAAAUGAGAAUUUUCAUGAGCAUCCUCUGAUCCUAGUUGGUGAUAAGGAAGAUGGUCACACUUACAAACUAGUGUGUGAUAUAUGCAUACAAACCAUUACUAUUCCAUCUCCAUUUUACAGAUGCUCUCAACAAACUGGCGGCUGCUCUUUCCUUGCUCAUAAACUGUGUUCAGAGCUUCUCCCCAUUAUCAAGUCUGAGAUUCCAGAUGGUUUUCGCAUAGAUACAUUUAAGUCACAACCUUGUCCAUACCAGGCCAAAUGGUUCUUCAAUUCAAUUUUUUUCUGUAUUUUCUGUUGUCUUCCUUGCAAUGCACCUUGCCACUUCUUUCCUGAGACUGGUUUUGGUUUGAAUCAUAUCCCCUGCACGAUGGUUGAUCUGUCGUGCAUGGCUGCUCCAAGCAUUAUAAAGCACAUCUCACACAGUCAACACCUUCUCUUUCGCACCAGUGCCUAUAGGCUGGCCUCCCCCAUCAGUUGUUGUUCUCGUCGCUCCUUGCUUUAUGAUGUCUAUAAGUGCACUAUCUGUGAUUUCUGGAUUCAUAUAAGGUGCGCCUUGCUACCAAAAAGGGUUCGUUUUCGUGAAUUUGAUCAACAUCCACUGAAUUUGAUCACUACCGCUACUAAUAUUAGUAGCGGUAGUGAUCAUGAUAUAUGUGAGGUGUGUGAGGAGGGUAUAGAGUGCAAGUAUUGGUUGUACCACUGUGCUAAAUCAUUCCGGGAUUGGUAGAUCAAGCAGCUUUCUCCUGUUCACAAUGCGAUUAUUGGAUUCAUUUUUCUUGUGCAAGGGAUUCAUUCACCUCCUCCCAGGAUUGUACAUCCUUGGUUUUCGAGGAAAUCAAUGAAGGGGUAACGGCAUCUAUGAUGAGGCCCUUAGGUCCGCCCUAAAGGGCUCCCUAUGCUCCGCCAUAUCAUUAUUCUAUCUUCCUACCCUUCCACUUGCAGUGGGACGUCCUAAAGUCCGCCAUAUACUUUUAACUAUUAUUUUGUAUUUGUUUUUUGUUUUUUAUGUUUGCAAAUAUAUCAAUUAGCAAGAAUAAAUAAAAAAAACGCCGCAAAUUAAAG
Messenger RNA from Salvia splendens (bonfire salvia), 1865 nucleotides. RefSeq lists its product as uncharacterized. The record is from RefSeq and is a predicted model, not a curated record. NCBI's taxonomy places the organism in Eukaryota, Viridiplantae, Streptophyta, Magnoliopsida, Lamiales, Lamiaceae. The transcript has 3 exons. The coding region runs from base 52 to 1530 and encodes 492 amino acids.